AUGGCCGAUCGCUACCGCACCAACCGCCAUUCGGCGAUGCGGCAACCGCUACUCGAGCUGAAGAACAAAACCAACACGCCGCCUGUCUCGCAGCGGCAGAGCAGAUCUAUCAAAGGGCAGACAUCGUCGAGCCUGCCCCACAACGAGUCUUUGGAGCCCAAUGGCACGCUCACGGUCCGCACGCAACAGCGCCCAGUGUCCGCUGAAAACAAGCGCGUCUCACAGAUAACCAGCGACGACGCACGCGACUCGAAGCGCAACUCUGCCAUAUCCACGACUUCAACAAACUCAGGAGUGAGACGCAAGACCUGGAUUGGACACUGGCAAUUGGGCAAGACCAUUGGCAGGGGCGGUUGCUCACGAGUCCGUGUCGUCCGACACCGAUACAGAGAUCAAUAUGGAGCGGUCAAGAUCAUCACGAGAUCCACUGCAGAGCAAACGCGCGCUCAGAGUUUAGCCAACUUGAUCGAGAGCAUCAGAGCGUCGCCUGGGCUGGCCACAUCUGGAUACAAGCCAAUACCGUACGGGUUGGAACGUGAAAUUGCCAUCAUGAAGCUUCUGGAGCAUCCCAACAUUGUGCAGCUUUACGAUGUAUGGGAGAACAGGAAUGAAUUAUACUUGAUCAUGGAAUAUGUCGAUGGCGGCGAGCUCUUCCAUUAUGUCGACGAGCGUCAAGGGCUGACGGAGGACGAGACCGUCUACAUAUUUCGACAGAUUGUGUCAGCGUUGCUCUACUGCCAUCGAAUGCUCAUCUGCCAUCGAGAUCUGAAGCCAGAAAACAUCCUGCUCGAUCGCAGAACACUCCAAGUGAAGCUCAUCGAUUUCGGCAUGGCUGCUCUCCAGCCCAAAGGACGUCUGUUGAGCACCCCUUGCGGCAGCCCGCACUAUGCUGCUCCUGAAGUGGUGUCCAACCGACCGUACGACGGGCCUCUGGCUGAUGUCUGGAGCUGCGGCGUUAUCCUUUAUGUCAUGCUCACCGGGACGACGCCUUUCAAUUACGACAAGACCAAUGACAUUCGGAUUCUCUUCCGGGACAUCACCGCAGCGAAGUACCACAUGCCUAAAUUCCUGAGUCGCGGGGCGCAAGAUCUCAUUUUCCGCAUCUUCAAGGCGGACCCCAAGAAGCGCUUGACCAUGGACGAAGUGUGGGAUCAUCCUUUCAUGCACGAAUACGACGAAGAGUUCGAUCUCUUGGGUCCUGAUGGUACGAAGGAGGCCGCGGUUGGCAAGCCCCCGCAAAUCGAAGAGUGGAGAGUGAAGAAGAUCCAAGACAUCGAUCGCGAGAUUCUCAGCAACAUGCGCACAUUGUGGCAUAGCGAAUCAGAACAAAGCUUGAUCCAAAAAUUGCUGGAUAAGGACGACCUGAAUCAGGAAAAGCUCUUCUAUGCUGCUCUGCUGAAGCACAAGGAAGAAACGCUGGAAAGCUACGAUGAAACAGAUGGAGUCAGCUACUCCGCCAGCGACUAUCAUCACAGCCGACCACCUUUCGAGGACGAUGCACCGCCAAUGCCCAGCAGUGCUCCACGCUCGCAGUCGCAGUAUUCGAUCAUGAACGAUGAGCAUCUUCGACCGAGUUCCAGUUUUGCCGCACCACCGGCGUCAGAGAGCAGUUAUGAUCCGUAUCGAGCAUCACGAGAUCCGCUUAUCAAUGCUCAAGGGGACUACUUGAGCGUGACAGUGCAUCGAAAUGGCACAAACAGCACGCGCAAGGGCAGCAUGGGUCGCAACCUGCGGCAUCCAAACUCAACCCGGAUUGAGACGCUCAAACAAGCCCAUCGCCGCCAAUCUAACACGACAUCGUCCAGUCUGCCGCGCUCAGCAAGGAGCCGAUCGUCCUUGCAACGCUCCUCGAUGUCUCGACCUUCUAUUGCAGGUCACUCGCUUCCAAGCAGUCCUCCCGUUCUACCUACAAUGCGGCCAUCUGAUCGACACAAACGUGGUGUUAGCUUUGGUCACAUUCGGCGCGUGUCCACUGCAAGUGCACUCACUGCACAAACUUCGACCGAAGGCUCGAUGCCACCUACACCGAGUCUUCCAGCACACCUGCGAAAACAACAUGCGAGACUCAUGGCAGGAGAGAAGCAGGGCACAAAUUCAAGCCCAUUGGCACAUGCCGAUCAACACAUAAAGUCCCGCAAGGAGCGAGGGCCGACAGUGAAGCCAGAAACGCCACGAAUUCGUGUCCGAAAGCCAGAUACUCCUGGACACCACAUUCGGAGCGACAUUCGCAAGCAUAGUGCCGAGCUUGAGAAGGCGUGCGAAGAGGCCUUCUUUAGGGACUCCUUGGGAUCUAACACAACAGCUCGCACUUCCUUGACCGACAAGCAUUCGCCAUAUGAGACGCCUCCGUCGUCUGUUGCUGCCAAAUUCUCCGACAGCCCAGAUCUCCCAUCUGUGGGCAAUCCACCUCGCCGACCAUUGCCAGAGGUCCCAACUAGGGAUACCCCCAACUCUUACUUGUCCAAAACCAUCGAAGAGACUCGCUCGAAGCUGGCAGCCUACAAAGCCAAUGGAGAAGAUAAUACUGCAAAGUUUGACGAGGUCAUGCGAGCUCUCGACAACAUCUUGCCUGCUGCUGGCUCAACACCGGACAAGCGUAUAGUAUCGGCACCGGAAGCGAGCAAGCAUGCGGAUCAAAAUGGCUUCCUGCCAAUUAUAUCAGAGGAGAGCAGCGACCCACGAAGCAGCCGCGACGGGACCAACUGGCACCGCAGCGUAACUGCACCCGUGGCCAGAGAACGCAAACCCGAGGAAAAGACCAUACGAGUUGUACCUCCCACGUCUCCUGGUGUGGUCGCGCCCCUCAAUGUUCGUAAACGCAACACCGGAAGUCCUGCAUCGGACGAUACUCUCCGAAAAGUCGCGACAAAGAGAUCCGCGGAAAGUCUGCAACGGAAGGCCAGGAACCUGGACAGCUCUGGUCUUGCAUCGAUCGACGAGAACAGUGCGCUUGGAUCGCCUCAAGUAGUGCGCAAAAAACGCUCCAACUGGUUCGGGCUCUCCAAGAAAGAAGAUGAGGUGCUCAACGGAGAUACGUUGGUGGAUGUCGAUGGUAAAGUCGAGCGGCGCAAGUCGACUGUGAUCUCCAAGCCAUCGCACGCUGAUGCAGCGGCUCCACUGGUAUCAACAACAGAGCAGGCUCGCAAAUCUCGUUCCACGAAUGAAAAGAAAGGAUUUGCCAAGUGGUUCAGCAAGAUGGGCCGCGACAAAGGAGUCGAGGACUUCAACAUGGAUGAAUUGGAUACUACCAUGCGAACCAAUGGCUCGCUCAAUUCACUUUUCUCCUCAGCAUCACCAGUUCCUUCGAGCAACGACAAUCCACCCCAAUUGGGCCCUGCCCGCUCGUGGUUCGCUCGUUUCUUCAAUAUCAAACCAGCAACUCACAUCCUCUGCUUCGAGCUUCACCGCGGCAAAGCACGACAAGAACUUGUCCUCCUCUUCAAGGAAUGGCAACGUCAUGGCAUUCGUGAUCUGCAGUACUCUCGCGAAACCAAUACCAUCUCCGCGCGUGUCGACAAGGUCAACGCCUUGGAUAUCAAGCCCAUCACAUUCCGGAUCGAACUGUUCAUAGUGCUGGACAACGGUCGCAAGGUCGGCCUAUCCAUUGCGCGCUUUGUACAAGUCAAAGGCGCGGCUUCAGGCUUCCGACAAGUUAUCGACGUUGUUGAUGGGGCUAUGAGGAGCCAGAACUGGCUUGUGCAGGACGAAGAUAAGUGGCGGGCUCUUUGCGAGGUUGUGGAGAGUCCAUAUUGA
This is a messenger RNA of Cercospora beticola, 3753 nucleotides long. Its product is annotated as serine/threonine-protein kinase. NCBI's taxonomy places the organism in Eukaryota, Fungi, Ascomycota, Dothideomycetes, Mycosphaerellales, Mycosphaerellaceae. The record is from RefSeq and is a predicted model, not a curated record. Gene Ontology annotation, biological process: intracellular signal transduction; protein phosphorylation. Gene Ontology annotation, cellular component: cytoplasm. Gene Ontology annotation, molecular function: protein serine/threonine kinase activity; ATP binding.